Molecule: messenger RNA, 981 nt
Organism: Ogataea angusta
Lineage: Eukaryota; Fungi; Ascomycota; Pichiomycetes; Pichiales; Pichiaceae
Exons: 1
Coding region: 1-981 (326 amino acids)
Source: RefSeq, a predicted model, not a curated record
AUGUCCUUCAAAUUUCCCAAAGUGGAUCUCUCGUCGAUCCAGCAGUCUUUGCAGCAGACCACCCAGCAGCUCACGUCAAGUCUGCAGGACAAUCUAGUCAAUCUGGAGAAGGAGGUUUCCACGCUCAAUUCCAACAUCUCCCCCCUUCUCAAGAGGACCACGAGGUCUCUGCAGGAGCGUUUUGGGUCCAUUGAUGACAUCUCAGAGCUGCCGCAAGAAUACAAGGAUCUGGAGAAACGCGUUGACAACUUGAAGGUUUUCUAUAAAAAGGUGCUGACCAUCACACAGCAGUACGAAAUUGAGAGUUAUGAUUAUCCUCCAAAUCUGAAAGAAUCCAUCCAUGAUUACACCAAGCUAAUCAAUGAGAAGUUUACUGGCCUUUCGCAAGCUACCACCACAUCAGAAGCGGAAGCCGUUCUGCUGGCCUCAUCCAAGGAUCACACCCCAAAGACCUUUGCACACCAAUUGGCCAAGGCUUGUUUCAAUGCAAAUGAAGUCCUGUCGACCAGCGAAGACGAGUCGUCGUCUCUGUGCAAGGCAUUGCUUAAGAUCAGCGAGUUUCAGACCAGGAUCGGAGAGGAACGACUGGAGCAAGAUAAGCUGGUGAUCACAGAGGUCAACGACAGGAUCCGCAACACGCUGAAUGGCGACUUCUUGAACACGGCCAAGCUGAGAAAACAAGUGGAGACUUCAAGGCUCAAUUUUGACACCGUUAGAGCCGAGGUGAAGGCUGUGCAGCGUGGAGACGAGUCUGUCGAGCUUCCGCCUGCGCUGUCGAAGAAACUGGAGAAUGCCGAGGACGAACUGGUUAGUGCCACCGAGUCCGCUGUGGAAUCGAUGAAGACGCUGAUCAAGCCAGUUGAAGGCUUGAACUUGUUGAAGCUGCUGAUGAAAAUCCAGCUCAACUAUCACAAGAAUGUCGUUUCUGAGCUGUCGUCAUUGGUCGAUGAGCUCGACUCGCUACCUUUGGAAGACGAUUAG